Aspergillus pseudoviridinutans is the source of this 1239-nucleotide messenger RNA. RefSeq lists its product as uncharacterized. Bases 1 to 1239 code for a protein of 412 amino acids. The record is from RefSeq and is a predicted model, not a curated record. The transcript has 5 exons. Lineage: Eukaryota; Fungi; Ascomycota; Eurotiomycetes; Eurotiales; Aspergillaceae.
AUGGCAUGGAAAGGCGGGUUCCGCUGCGAAGGUUAUGUCCGUCACGUCGAAUUCAAAGAUGUAACUAGACGCUUGACUCAGGGCCAAUCUGCGAAACGAGAUCAGUCAGUUCCUGAAGCGCAGGCAGGUCUGGACGCGGAAGACUCCAUCUACGUCAACCCCCAAGAUCCCACAGGGCUGUCUACGACUUCGCUCCGUGCCCUGGCUACCACAUACUUUGGGAAGGUUCGUAGUCAUCCAGACCUAAUGCGGAAAGGUGCAGGCCUUUAUUCACAGGCUCUGCAAAGCCUGCGCGUGCAGCUGGAAUGCCCAGAUCGAGCUCUGGAAUCUGAUCUUCUUGUCGCCGUGAUCUGCCUUGCAACUCUCGAAUCGGUUGCGCUCACUCAAUCCUCCGCUUGGCUCCAGCAUUAUCAGGGACUGGCGCGGAUUGCCCGCAUCGCCAUCAGUCUGGUGCCGGAGCUGCCCUUCUUCCUACGCUCAGGUCCUGAAAUUGCAAUUGGAUACAUCGUGGAGAGGAAACGCUGUUUCCUAGAAGACCCUUCGUGGAAGAGCAUCCCUUGGGCUGGACGAAUGGGCUCCAAGACGCCAAUCGACUACAUCCACGACGUGUUCUGCGACAUUCCGGGUCUACUUGAGGAUUUAGACAAAGUAAUUGCAUGGGACCCGGAUAUACCUGGGCGCGAUGAGUUCCUCGGCCAAGUUCGCCAGAAUGCAUUAUCAAUACUGGAAAUCCUUUACUCGUGGCGAUGUAAAUGGCAAGAGGAUAACCCGGACACAGCGUUCUUCAUUCCGUCAAGCAAUUCAGGGUCCGAUGGCUUGCCUCCCAGCCCAUUUAAAACAGUCAUUUGGUUCACGGACCCCUACCGCGCCAACGAGCUGAUUGUGUACGAUUCGGUGCUGCUUAUCGUGCUCAAGGCAGCGGAAGCACUUGGGCUAAACCUGGGAGGGCCCCAUUCUUCUAUGACAAGUUCGAGCGACCUCCUCCAUCCAGUACCAAGUAACAGGAAGGAGGUUGCGAUUGAGGUGUGUAGGACCGUGGAUUACCAUCUCCACUGCCUGCAGAGGAGCUCCGGGGCAUUCAUGCUAUUAUUCCCUCUGAAUGUAGCCUAUCGUAAUCUUGAGCCCGAGUCGGACGAAGCCAGGUGGAUGAAAAAGAUCAUGGCGGUGACUGCUGACAUUCAUGGAUUCGAGAUCGGUCGGCGUGAGAAUAUGCUCCGGACGAGGAAUGUGUCUACCUAA